Molecule: messenger RNA, 1803 nt
Organism: Diutina rugosa
Lineage: Eukaryota; Fungi; Ascomycota; Pichiomycetes; Serinales; Debaryomycetaceae
Exons: 1
Coding region: 1-1803 (600 amino acids)
Molecular function (GO): RNA binding
Source: RefSeq, a predicted model, not a curated record
AUGUCGACAUUCGCCAACCUUUUCGGUGGUGCCACUGACUCUCUGGUGGACAAGCUUUUUUCCAACAGUGCUGAUGGGCCCGUGAGCCGAAGUCAGCUCCGCCAGACUCGCUCCGAAGUCAAGAUUCCCACUCGUGAAGCCGAAGAGGGUGAUGAUGACGAGGAAGAAGAUGAAGACGACGAGGAAGAAGACGAUGACGACGAUGACGACGAAGACGACGAAGAGUCUGAAGAAGAGGAAGAGGAAGCGAAGCCGGUGAAGCUGAAGAAGUCCACGAAGACCAAGGACGAGUACGAGAACCUCGAAAGAGAAUACUUUGAACGCGCAUUGAAGACCACCAAGGCCGAAGAAGAAGCUGAAGCUGAAGCCGAGAAAAAGGCUGAAGAAAAGGACGAAGAAAAGGAUGAUGAGGAAGAAGAAGAAACUGAAGAAAGCGGAGACAAGGAAGACCAAGAAGACCAAGAAAAGACUGAGGAGUCUGCUAAGCCCGCGACCGAGGCAAAGCAAGUGGACUUGAAGGAAGCCGAACUCGAUAAGGCUGAGCGCACGGUUUUCGUCGGUAACGUCCCCGUCAGCAUUGUCACCACCAAGCUGCUUGAGCGUCAGUUUAAGCGUCUCUUCAGCUCGUUCGGCAAGGUGGAGUCGGUGCGGUUCCGGUCUAUUCUGUUUGACCAGCCCAUCCCGAGAAAGCUUGCGUUUGCCGCCAAGGCUCUCCAUCAGGAACGGGACCUGGUCAACGCCUACGUCGUGUUCUCCGAUAAAGGGGCGCUGCGGCUGGCGGUGGGCCUCAACGGUACCUUCUUUGAAGGGUGCCACUUGCGGGUGGACCACGUGGCUCACCCGCUGCCCAAGGUGAACAAGCGCCUGGUGUUUGUGGGUAACUUGGACUACGUCGAACAGGAAGAGCUGUUAUGGUGGUACUUCAACAUGAUCACCGACGACGACGUCGAGCUGGUGCGGAUUGUGCGCGAUGCUGCAACCAAUGUCGGUAAGGGUUUUGCCUAUGUCCAAUUCAAGGACUCGGUGCUGGUGAACAAGGCGUUGGCGGCUCAUGACAAGCCCUUGGAGUACGCUCUGGGGAAGAAAGGGCGCAAGUUGCGGAUUGUGCGGACGCUGACGCGGGCCCAGCCGCUGUUGUGGUCGCCUAACCACGUGGAAAACAUCAAGAAGAACCAACGUAAGCUUCAACUUACGGAGAAGCAGAAGACUAAGCUUGGUCGGGCGCAACGCAUUCUCGGUAAGAGUGACCGGAGCACCGCGGGGACGACGAUCAUCGAAGGGGAACGGGCGCUGAAAGGUGAUAAAGUCCAGGGGAUCAAGGGGCUCAAGGGCCGGGUGAAGAAGGCUCGUAUCCGUGACCGGCUGACCAAGUAUAAGGAGGCCAAGGCGGAGGCGUUGGGCGAGAUGAAGGUGGCUCAAGGCGGUGAGAAGGUCCAGGCCAAGAAGAUCAAGCUGACGUUGCCUCUGAAGGAAGACACCACCGAAAAGAAGGACAAGAAGGAUAAGAAGGAUAAGAAGGAUAAGAAGGACAAGAAAGACAAGAAGGAAAAGAAGGACAAGAAGGAGAAAACCGACGCUGGUGACAAGUCAGCUAAACGCGACAAGUCCACCAAGCGUGAUAAGUCCGAAAAGCGUGAUAAGUCCGAAAAGCGCGACAAGAAGGAGCUGGCCGCCACUCUGGAUAAACCAGCCAAACGCGAAAAGAAGCCCCGGUGGACACAAGCGGAUAAAGAUGCCCGCGACAACAAGAAGCGGCGUAGAGAAGACGGCGACGACAAGCUGGCGAAAAAGCAAAAGCAGUAG